AUGGCAUUCGAGGGUAAAAGAAACCUAUCUAGGCGCAAAAAAGGCAACACAACGAGAGGGCUAAAACGUGUUAAUAAUGACAUUAUCAUCCCCACAGUUGAGAGAAAAAGUGAUCAUGAAGAGGACUCAAAUUGGUCAAAUUCUGUAGAUGAAGAGGACUAUAUCAUCUUCUGCUUUAGAGAGGAUGGUGCUUUUGAAGUUUUGAAGAAUGACAAGCCUGAUGAAGCAACGUCUAAUCAUGCCGAUAGCAAAUCAAGAAUUAAUUCGAGACCCGUUAAUCGGAAGCUUAAUUAUGAAGGGAAGGCCAAUGAGGAGAGGUUUACCGGGAAAGCACAUGAGACCUACCUCACAAAUUAUGACGGUUGUACUCACCAAAAGGAGGCGGAAGAAGAGAACAUUCAUUUGGAAGCAGAUUCGUUUUGUGGGGACAAUUUUGAAGGGCAAUCAUCAGAUGCCAGCGCGGGCUCUUUUGCCUUUCCUGCGUUAAGGUGGGAAUGGAUUGGCAGCCCUGAGAGAAUGCCGAAUUCAGAUGGCUUUCACUCGCGAAAACACAAAGCUCGCUGCAUAGGCUUUCAGUGUUGUAGAUUCUGA
Morus notabilis is the source of this 591-nucleotide messenger RNA. Its product is annotated as protein BREAKING OF ASYMMETRY IN THE STOMATAL LINEAGE. Bases 1 to 591 code for a protein of 196 amino acids. The transcript is spliced from 4 exons. NCBI's taxonomy places the organism in Eukaryota, Viridiplantae, Streptophyta, Magnoliopsida, Rosales, Moraceae. The record is from RefSeq and is a predicted model, not a curated record. Gene Ontology annotation, biological process: regulation of asymmetric cell division.